AUGGGACUGCUGCAAUGGUGCGAGCUUCGUCCCGAGGGACCUUCAGGUGACAUCGCGGCAGUGCUCUUUCCACAGCCGGUGCGCGUCUCGUCGAUACGUAUCUUCCCAACAGGCGCCCAGCCGUUCAGCCAGUCGCCGACAACAGUCGCAGAGACAGAGCCUGAGGCAUUCUACCUCAACGUAUACUUCAACGCGCAAGCAGUUCCAACUCCUGCAGGGUGCCAGGAAACACAAAGCCAGGACAAACGCCAAACGAAGAACGCGUUGGUUCCAACUCGUAUCGCUUUUGCUGGAGGUCAAACCGAUUUCUCAGUCGACAUGGGCUCUGAGUAUGCAACACGGCUGGUCAUCUUUCAAGGUGACUUCCAGGUCAUUUCGAUGGCUAUAUACGGAGAACGCGUUACAGAAUAUGAGGAAGUUACUGAUUAUGAACCAAAGCCUCUUCCUACUCCUUCACACAUCUUAUUGCCCUCUGCACUUGAUGUCACCAACUCUGCGAAACCAGUUUCAUUGGUCCACCAAAUUUUGUCACUACUACCCUCACCGCCACCUCUCUCACUCAUCAUACGCUUAAUGUUUUGUUUGAAACCUGACUCUGAAGACUGGGACGAUCCCGAAUUUCCUUAUGUCUACUCAGAUCUAGACAAGAGGUUCAAUGAAGAUGACGUAGAAUCUGAAGUCUUCGAUCUUGAAUCCUUGGUCAAGACGGUUAGCAAACCUUUGAGAGAUGAUGUUUCUGUGGAAUCCCUGAACGAAUUCGCGGAAAGAAUGCAAGACUUUCUGAUAUCGAAUACUCCAGACGACGUAUAUUAUGUUGCGAAGCUCCUUACUAAAUCUGCCUGUCAGCAAACGAUAUUCUUGAGGACACUUCUGCAACACCUUAACUUGCCGGAAGUAUUUAACGAAGAUGUUCUGGACGAAGCAACUGUCCUAUGUUUGUUGGAAGCGUCUUCCAACAUAGAAAUUUCAAGAUACUUUCGAGACGAUGAACCCUUCCUCCUGUCUCUUGAGGCCAUUCAGUCGAGCCUGAAAGUGGAGAAACCCACCCAGAAGGCGUUGAAGAGACUUCUGGCCAGAAUACGUGGGUGGGAAACCUUCGAGGAUGCACUGACAAAUUCGAAUGGAGACUUCGUGGGCGCUGCCGCAUUCUUGAAAGAUAUCAGCAUGGAGGAGUAUGCUCUCGGGUGCUGGCUAGAAUGCAUGAUCAACCACGAAGGCCUCGUUAGCAAACUUGAGCAAACUUCCCCGGCUCCUGGUUCCCAACCUCCUUUGCUAUUUCAAGACCGACAGGCUGAGGUCACUCAUGAUGACUUCCUCGCCUUUGUUAGAGCCUUCCUUGGAAUCAUGCCUGUGCUUGCGGCACUGGCAUGGGCAGACAGCAUCGGUAACAAUAUGUGCACUGAGAGGGUUCUCGGCAUUUUGGUCAUUUGGCAAGGUGUUAAGGGUUAUAGAGAGAUCCUGAACCAUGGUCUACUCUUACGGCAAAUGACAAGACGACUGCAAUGGAUAAAGAACGACGCAGACAAUCAGCAGCCAAAGAAAUCUGGAAUCCUUGCUGAACGACUUGUCGUUGGACUGGCCAAGGAUCCAAUUGCAAUGCUACGCGACGACCUCAUCACUGCCGUCCUUUCCCUCAAACCACCGUUUUCAUUCAUCGAGGAAGACGAGAUCCUGGAGAUGGGCAAGCUGGCGAAAGUCGCUCGAGAUGGGUUGCUGUCUGCCAUCGACGAGCUGGCAUAUAAUAGUGUCCGCCCAUUCUCACUUCGGCGUCUCCGUGUUCUCCGUGUUUCUAUAGCCAUCAUCACAGAAGAGCUGAAUGACGACGACGGCCCAUGGCGCGUUCUGGAGAGCUUUUGGAAUGAACACGGUCAAGGGCUCAUUCCAAGGCUUGUUACCAUCCUUUCCGACCUCUCAGACGACCUGAACCAGCAUUUCACCCUUCACUCGAUCCCACGAAUGCAUCAAGCUCUCGCCGAGCUCCUCUUCCGAACAGCGGACGAUUUCAUGCACCUCAUCACACAUUUCGCCUCUCACUAUCCCCUCGUCGCCCGCGACUUGCAGAGGGUUGCAACCGCCGUUAGCGACUUGUACUCAUGCUCUGAUGCAACUACCGGGACAUUUUCCCGGGCAUCGCCAGCCUAUCUGGCGGCGCAGAGCGUCAGAGAGACAUGUCCAGGGUUUCUUUCCAGAUUGUCACAGCAAGAUGUUCCAUCCGAACCUGACGGCCUCGUAGCACAGGCCAUGCUCCGCACUCUCUUCGAUAAUGCCUCUCGGAGUGUUGGGCGAGACCCUGUCCAACAGGUGCUUCUAGUCUAUAAUCUAGUAGACAGCAUUUUCCCUCAAGAUGAAGACCCUGGUUCAUCAUCUUGGACUGCGUCGGUAUUCCCGACGAUCCUGUCUGAACUCAGGGAUUUCUGCAACCUUCUCGACCCCAAGACACAAGUUCGCUUCAUUGAGCGGCUCGUCAAGCUGGACAACGAAGAGACCGGCCUUGGAGCGUGGCUGCUCGCAGAAGAACUACAGCGCCUGUCUACAGUUUUUGAAGACCUUCCGCGCCAGCAGGACCCGAAUUACCAACUGUUGCUGCAGUAUCAACUCUCAGCUUCCUUCCGACUGCUCCAUCUCCUCAUGACGUCUCCAACUCUAUCCUCUUGGACGAUAUCAACGCUCUCCUCCAAUGCAGACCUAUCACAGCUAUUAGACAGCACGCUAUCCCAUAUCCUGGAGGUCAAUGUUUCGUCCUCCCCACUUGCAUAUCUCACCCGAGAGUUGGCGAAGCACUCAGCCGACUUCACUCCUGACACGCGGCAAAACAUCCUCCUCCUUCUCCUACGCAACGCACAGACGGAUCCAUCUGUUGCUGGCGCUCUCGACUUCGUGCCUGGAACUCUUCAGAGCGUCCCGUCAACGUCCAUCGCCCCUGUGCCCUUGCGCAACGAGCUUGGACGGACACUCUCCGCCUACUCCGACCACGCAUCCACCAUGAAGGCAGAUACCGCCGAGUUGGUGCUCCAAAUGCUGGAAUGGCUCUCCUCGCAGGAAGACGCCAAAUUGAAGACCCUCGUUGGUAUCGCGCCAGAAGGACUUGACUACCUCUGCACCACCCUCUCUGCAAUCUUACCCCCACCCCGUGCGGAAGUGGUAAGCAGUAUCCGAGCCAGGCUCAGCACAGACGAGGACGAGCUCCUCCUUCCCCCGACGAUAGAGCUCCCCGAUCCCAAUGCUUUUGCCCUGCCACUAUCGGCACUGGAAAAUCUCCUCGAGCGGAAGAAGCUGAAGGAGCCAUCGACGCCGACCAAAGGCACGAAGACGCCUGAUAUUUUGGGCGUGGUUAUCUCGCCGCCAACGGCGCUUCUACGGUCACCAGCUGCGACGGGGCUGACGAAGACGUAUGCAAACAACGACUUCAGGCAGCUGAGGCAGAUGCCUUCGACAAGGUUAAACACGAGCAGGCUACCGAGCACGCAUGUUGAUGAGUUUGGACAGCGGCCUACAGCAUCCCCGGAGAUGGGUAUGGGCCUCCUGCUUCCAGCCAUGCCGCUUGACCCGCUCGGUGGUGCGUAUCAAGGCAUAUCUGGAAUGUUGUGA
This is a messenger RNA of Cyclocybe aegerita, 3588 nucleotides long. Lineage: Eukaryota; Fungi; Basidiomycota; Agaricomycetes; Agaricales; Hemipholiotaceae. The record is from the annotation of a GenBank genome assembly.